This is a messenger RNA of Tuber aestivum (summer truffle), 1289 nucleotides long. Lineage: Eukaryota; Fungi; Ascomycota; Pezizomycetes; Pezizales; Tuberaceae. The record is from the annotation of a GenBank genome assembly.
AUGGAUGAGAUACCCCCGAACAGCAGCCUAAUACUACCAACUCGUUCGGUUCUCACUAGUCACUCCUUCCACCAUCACAUUCGUUUCACGAGCCGUGCUCAGCACCAGCUAUUCAGCAGUUCACUCGUUCACAGAGCUGUGCUCACCACAAUCGCUACUACUACUACUGCUACUACUACUACUACUACUACUACUACUACUACUACUACAAUGACUUCAUUCCUAUUGAAGGUCCUUCUCUUGGCCAUGAUCGGCCUCUCAAGCGCAGCAGUAUUGCCCAGGGAACCUCUCAGAGCUCGCGCUAUAGGGUCUCCUGUCAACACCGCCCUUCCAACCGGGAAAUCGACAACCCCCCCUCAGACAGUCGCCUACUUCGGCCAGUUUGGCAAGCUAGGAGUCGAUAGUCUGUCGAAAUUUUGCUCUAGCACUGAAAUAGAUAUAAUCGUCCUGGCGUUCGUAAACGUGUUUAAGGGCGCCGGUGGGCUUCCUGGCAUGAACCUUGGUGUCUACUGCGACUCCAAGAUCGCGGGAACAGAUUUGCUCAAUUGCCCCGACAUUGGGAAGGAGAUUACCGCCUGUCAGGCUGCCGGGAAGAAGGUACUCCUGAGUCUUGGGGGAGAGGACGAAGAGCAGAAUUCCUUGCCGGAUGAUCAAUCCGCUACAGAACUCGGAGACAACCUCUGGAAGUUGUUCGGUGAGGGCAAGGGGCUGGAGGCCAAGAGACCCUUUGGUGGGGCUUUGAUCGACGGUUUUGAUAUUGGUAAGUCUCCUUUAUGCCCACCUUAACAGGAAUACCCAAUGGAAGUCUGACUCGUGGUAUCCGGCUAGACAACGAAAACAAAGACCCUCUCGGUUAUCCAAAACUAAUCUCCACACUCCGCGCAAACUUCAAAACCGGCACCAAAAAGUACUACAUAUCUGCGGCCCCCCAAUGCCCUAUGCCAGACAAGUCGGUCGGCGAGGCAGUAUACAAGGUCGACUACCUCUUUAUCCAACACUACAACAACCCUGCCUGCCAACUCGGUGGCUUUGUCAACUCCUUCAAAGCCUGGUCCGCCGAUAUCGCCGCUCACACCACAGCCGGGACCAAAGUCUUUGCCGGCUUCCCAGGAAGCAGCACGGCAGCCGGACAGGGCUAUGCAACUCACGGGGAGAUGAAGAAGUACGUCGCGGAGGUGCGCGGUUUGCCGAACUUUGGCGGUGUGAUGGUCUGGGAUGUAGUACAUGCAGCGGGAAAUGUAGAAUCCGGCAAGAGCUUUUUGCAAGCCAUGAGGGAAUCCCUCGCAUAG